Emericellopsis atlantica is the source of this 1556-nucleotide messenger RNA. RefSeq names its product putative DNA repair protein Nse1. Bases 384 to 1376 code for a protein of 330 amino acids. Gene Ontology annotation, molecular function: ubiquitin-protein transferase activity. Gene Ontology annotation, cellular component: Smc5-Smc6 complex; nucleus. The record is from RefSeq and is a predicted model, not a curated record. NCBI's taxonomy places the organism in Eukaryota, Fungi, Ascomycota, Sordariomycetes, Hypocreales, Bionectriaceae. Gene Ontology annotation, biological process: DNA damage tolerance; double-strand break repair via homologous recombination. The transcript has a single exon.
UGGGAUCCCUUGACGCGUUUUCUGAGGGCUGAUUUGGCAAACAGUGACCGCAGCUCAAAAUGAGGGUUGGGACAAGAAAUGAUCUCAACCAAUCCUGCUUGACUACCACUCAACUGACGAGGCGCGCAAACAGAUGAACCAUGAACAAGAGCAAAGCACUUUGUUCGAUGUUUGGAGGUCGAUGCGGGACCCACCAAGAAUUCAAUGAUUGGUCAACCGUUACUCCUGCACACUGCAGGCACUCAACGCGGUCGACGCGUAUCAAUUCAUUCAUCCAUCCAUCGUCACUUCAAUUUUGACAAGUUCGCAAACGCGUAUGAUUCGAAGACUCCGCCCAACUAUUCACUAUAGUCAAUUGGACGAGAUUCACUUUAGGGAGAAUCAUGGAAGGACUCAUAGGUCCAAACUACAAAGUUGGCAACCAGGCUUUCCUCCAAGCACUGAUGGCUCGGGGGACCCUGACAUACGACGAGGCUCGCCCCAUUCUAGCCGCCAUAUGGAAUGCCGACGAUGGCUCGCAAGAGCACGACGAGGAGGAAAUCACCGAGGAAAUCUUUGAGGAAUACAUCAACUUGGCCCGUCAAGCUGUCUCACUGUUCGAUUAUGAGGUCCGCAGAGCAACGCACCAAAAAACAAAAGAACAUUUGUAUGCCCUCAUCAACACCACAUCAGAUCCACAGACACAGCUGGCAACAACUUUCACUGCCGAUGAGCUCGCGUUCAUCAAGCGGCUGCUGGUAGCCAUCUUCGAGUCCCACAACAGCCCACGCAUGGAGGUCAUGGCGAUCACACAGAUGCAAGCAAUCAAGUUGGCGAGGCCACGGUCGAGGCCAAGUCAGGCACACGAUGAGGAGAGCACGCAGGUGCCGACAGACCGUGGACUAAAGCACAGUGAGGUGGAGGAUGUGCUGGCGAACAUGACAGCCGGCGGCUGGCUGGAGAAGAGUCGAGAGGGCUUCUACAGCCUGUCGCCAAGGGCGCUCUUGGAGCUGCGUCCUUGGCUCAUUGAGGAGUUCAACAGCCCAGACGCCGAACCGGACGAAUGGCAGCCUAUCAAGACCUGCGCGGCUUGCAAGGAGAUCAUCACGUACGGGCUGCGAUGCGCAGAGCCGCUUUGCAACCUCCGGCUGCACGACAUUUGCGAAGACGCAUUCUGGAGGUCAAGAGGCAACAAUAACUGUCCCAAAUGCGCGCGCGCGUGGACUGGCAAGAAUUAUGUCGGUGAGAGGGCGGUUACGAAGACAGACGCGCACGAGAGACGGCGGACGGCGGGCGGCGCGAGGAGAAGCAAUGCGGCCGAAGAGACUACGCGCCACGCACAGCCCAACGAGGGCGACUCGGACGACCAAGGGGUCGACAGUGACGAUAAUUCGUAAAGACCAGCGCUUCACAAUGAAUGAAUGGAUGGAUGGACCUCCUGCGUGGCUGUGCCAAGAUUCUCUAAGAAGAGUUGGGCGCCAAAGAACUUUGAAGGUGCAUCUAGAUUUGCGAGGUUGGAGAAGGUGUGGCUGAUGACAUCACCAAGGGUCCAAGUGUGGCGGUGCACACGCGGCCAA